Messenger RNA from Hibiscus syriacus, 1751 nucleotides. RefSeq lists its product as uncharacterized. Bases 414 to 1496 code for a protein of 360 amino acids. NCBI's taxonomy places the organism in Eukaryota, Viridiplantae, Streptophyta, Magnoliopsida, Malvales, Malvaceae. The transcript has 5 exons. The record is from RefSeq and is a predicted model, not a curated record.
CCCACAUAAUUCGUAACCCCACAACGAGACUUUUUAUGAGCCAUACAUAACAGAUGAUCACCUUUAUGGAAUAUAUUUUAGUGUUCAAAGUUUAACAAUUCUGAAAGUGGAGAAAUGCCAUAAGUUGAAGUAUGUAUUUACUUCAUCCAUGGUUAAAAGCUUUGUGCAACUGAAAACACUUAAGGUUUUAUUUUGUGAUGAAAUGAAAUGGGUAAUAGAGGGAAUAUUAGAAGCAACCGAAGAAGAAAGGAUUAACGGCAACACAAGUGUGUUCCCUAAACUUGACUAUUUGGAACUCAGUUAUCUUCCAAAACUGAAAGGAUUUUGCUGUGGAAUUAAUCCGAUUGAGUUUCCCUCGCUAAGGAAUUUGCUCAUAAUUAGAUGUUCUGAUUUGAACGCAUUCGUUUUAUAUAAUGGAAAGAGCAGAGCAGAGGUACCACAUAUCUUCCAUGAAAAGGCAUCCUAUGUUCCUGUUGUUAACGAAACAAUGGGGAAUUGUGCACUGUACGUUUCCAAAUCUACAUCAACUCUAUUUGGGAUGGAAUGCUGGAAUGAAAGACAUCAUAUGUCAUUGUGAAGGCCACCACCAACAUCAACUUUUGUCUCAUUACUUUGGCAACCUAAAAGUCAUCACACUUGAGGGGUAUGAGCAGCAAUUAUUGCCAUCUUACUUGUACCGGUUAUUAGCCUUACCCAAUCUUCAAAAACUCGAAAUAUGGAGUUCUUAUUUUAAAGAGAUGAUUUUCCAAAGUGAAGAAGAUGGUGAGGAAAAGCCUGCAUCGCUGCUGCUCUCUCAGAUAACUGAAUUAAGGCUGAUUUUUCUGAGUGAAUUGAUGCAUCUAUGGAAGGAAAAGGAAGGAUUCCCAAAUCUAAGGAUUUUGCAUGUUGAGUGUUGUCGUAAAUUAAAAGGUAAUCUAGUUCCAUCCUCGGUAUCUUUCCGAAAUCUGGUGACUUUGAGAGUAUAUGGAUGUGAUGGAAUCAUAAAAUUAAUUACACAUCCCACAGCCAAAAGUCUAGUGCAACUCAAACAAAUGAGUAUAUCAUUUUGCAAAAAUAUAGAAGAGAUAAUACAAGGUGGGGACGAUGAUGAUGAUGAAAUCAGUUUCUCCCAACUCAACCGUUUGGAACUUGAUCAUCUACCAAAGCUAGAAAGCUUCUUCUCAUCAGGGAAUUAUACCUUUUCAUUUCCAUCCUUGGAAGAUCUAGUUGUAAAUAAUUGCCAGAAGAUGAAGAUGUUCUCUCAAGGACUCUCAAACACUCCAAAGUUGCACAAAGUACUACUACUAGAGAGGCGGGGAUUUCACGAGCAUUGGGAAGGCAGCCUUAACAACACCAUACAGCAGCUAUUCAGACAAAAGCAUGCCAUGAUCGAGGAAGGUGAAAAUCCUGAAGAAGACCAAAGCAGUCCUUCCACUUCUAACACCCAAAACCUCACAGAGGAAGUGGAAAAUUCCAUAAAAGAUCAAGGCAAUUCUUCAACUUCUAUCUUCGAAUGACCUGAAUCAAUGUAUGGUAGCAGAAAACCAGUUGAUACGAAUGCUGCUCUUUCUAUGUUUCUAUGACUUGAUUGAAGUUUGAUGGGUUGCGAAGAAUGAAUCAGUGUUUGAAGGUUAAAAAACAUGGAUUUGAUAGAAAUUCUAAUUAACAAAUUUUCCAUCUUUACUUAUUUUUUCCUCUUUGCUAUGUUGUUUUAUUGGUUAUAAUGUUUGACGAAUAGCAUAGGUUGUGUGGCGAAGUAUGCAAUUUAUGUA